GACACGAACAAAACGGGCUAAUGAGUCGGGGCUUACCCCACCACGGAGGAAUGUAAAAACUAAUUGCGAAUGGGGCCAGGUUCCAUUCCCCGAACUUCCUAGAAAUUGACGAGUUGGUGAAGCUUUGUGCGGGACUUGCAGCUCUACCAUGCGCAUUCUCGAUCCGGAAAUCUAUUUCGUGACAGCUUGUUACCCCAGAUUUCCUGAACUGACGGAUUAUUCCCUUUGAGUCGCUCCGUUUGGAGCGGCAACUCGCAAUGUCUUCGGCACCGACAUUUCGGGAACUCUCGAAAGCAAUCAACGGAUUCAUACCGACAGCGAGUCUGCCGUUACCCGACGAUCUUGUCGAAGUUAUCGACGCUUACGUAUAUAAGCACGAGAAGGUUGACGAAAGUGUCGCCGAUAAAGUCAAUGAUGAACUACUAUCUAUAUUCCAUAGAGAUGUCGCUCAAGUACCGUCUCGAUUCGCGCCUUUCAUUGCCAUCACCCGUCAUUUACGCCCGAUAGUCGGACAGCCGGCCAAAACACUCCAAUGGUUUGAUUUGCUGUUGCCAGCGCUCGACCAUUUAAAUCAGGAGAAGGGUCUUGCGGCAGAGGUAGAGGGUGUACUUCUGGAUAUUCUCACUCCUGAAGAUGGCAACGACCCCGGUUCCCCAACUGGAGGCUCUGCUCCUCAGCUUGCAGAACGACUCAUGGUGCAAUGGCUUGCUGAGUAUGAAGCUGUCGGCAAAACUCCCAAUACGAUAGCGGAAUUCAAAGAACAACAGUUGCGAAGGAUACUCCUACACUACGGGAAGAAGCGCCCCAAAGAUCUUUUAACCGUCCUUGACAUGUAUGUCGCCAAAAAGGCGUAUCGUCCUCGUGCUUUAUCAUUUCUAGCUAUAUUUGUGCAGAGUCAGCCACCACAUCUUCACCUGAUCUUACAAACUCCUCUAUUUCGUAAUUUAAUCAAUUGCCUUCAACUUGACACGUCUACCACUAUCGUGUCCCUCGCUUUAACCGCAUUAACUAUGAUUCUUCCUCAUAUGCCGAGCUCUCUCGUUCCCCACUUGCCCACGCUGUUUAACAUAUAUGCGCGGUUGCUGUUCUGGGAACGUGAAUUAUCCUCCCAGGCGGCGGACGAAGCAGAGAAAGAUCGAAGACUAUCCCCUAACAAUCUCGCUUGGGAGAAAGUGAUCUACUCGUCCGAUUGCGAAGAUAGGAAUAUUCCACAGCUACUGCACUAUUUUACAAUUCUUUAUGGGCUUUACCCUAUUAAUUUCAUGGACUACAUUCGGAAACCGCAGAGAUAUCUCCGACAUGCGGAAGUGCCUGACGCUGACGACAUCGAGGUUCAACCCACCGAAAUACGCCACGCAUCUGAACGCUUCCGCCAGUGCCAUCUCCUUCAUGAGAACUUUUAUACCCUUACUAUUGAAUCCGAGAAAACAGAUUUCGGAAGGUGGAUUAAAAGUGAACCGGCCGAAGUAGUGGCAGACUGUGUUGCUCUCUGCCAAUCAUCUGAACCACUAUCCGGUCAGUAUAUCUCGAACGCUGUCAACACAAGGGCGACAGAAGAAAGUGAGUCUGAGAGAGACGGGACCGAGUCUGCACUACUUAGUAGUUCCUACCCUUUCGGCACACCAUCUUUCAGUCCCAUUCAAGGAGACGAACGGCGAAAUACAAUGUCGACACUGGCCGAUUCUAUCGCGAACAGCCGAAUACAAUCAGCUGUAUUGCGCCAGUCAUCUAUUAGCAGCCACCAUUCUGCUCGAGAUAUAUCAAGUCCAAGGUUAUCUGGAAAUGGAAAUGAGAGUCCGACACUAUCCCGUCAAAUUGUUCAGUCGGCAUCACAAACGCAGCUACAAGACUUAAUAAAUUCCAACAAGGCCAUCAAGUCGGGGCUUCACCAAUCUAUGGCGAAUGACAGCGUCCCCUCCCUUGCUUUAAGUCACCAUGAUUCCAUUUCGGAUCGUACCAGUUCACAACUUCAACCGAACCUUCCACAAGCCAACGUCUCCCUAUCGCCGACAGAUGCGAUCAAUGCUCAAAUUGCACACCUCCAACGCCAAAUCCUACUUUUGAGUAACGAUCUUACAUUCGAGAGAUUCAUGAAGCAGCAACAUCUUACGCAUAUGGGUGAACUACGACGACGACACGUGCGAGAAGCAGCAAGCGAGGCGGAAACCCAGAACUUGAUCAUACAAAAUCGUCAACUUAGGCAACGACUAAAGGAUGCAAAAGACUCGGAAAUACAAGCAAAACGAGAGUCUGAGAAAAGUCGAACCCUGUCGAAGAAAUGGGAAGCCGAUCUUACUACUAAGCUCAGGGCACUGCGCGAGGAGCAGAAGAAGUGGAACGCGGAAGGUGGUACGUUACGGGCUGAAUUAGAGGCGGCAAAACGCGAGGCAGACAAAUUGCGCUCCCUGGUAUGUGAAGCUGAAGUUAGAGAGUUGGCUUUGAAGCAAAACAUGCAGUCCGUGGAGAUCAAUGUGAACGAGCUUGAAAGAUUAAGGAAAGAUGUCGAGCGAUUGACGGAAUCUGAACGAAAUAACCAGGCCAAAGAGACAGAGCGCCAAGCUACAAUCGCACAUGCGGCAGAAGCAGACAGUCGAGCCGAGGAGCUCGAAAUGAAGCUCAGAGCUCAUGAUUCCGAUAUCCAACAAACGCACAACAUGUAUCAAUCACAGAUUGCGGAGCUCAAUGAAAAGCUACAAAAUGCUCUCAAGGACGGAUCAGGGCGCAAUUCAGAGAAUUUGAAGUCACAGGUCGAAAGUGCUCUAGCAGCGAGCCGAGCUCAACAGACGGAGCUUAAAGCCCGUGUCGCGGAACUCAUAAAGAAGAAUGCGGCCUUGCAAGCAAGCAUCUUAGAAUUACAAUCCACAGUAGCCGAGCUUUCAAAACCGGAGCCUCGACGGUCUAUGGAUCCCGAGGUCGACUUAUCAUCCGAUUCGGGCAGCCCAUUAGAUACGCGGAACCGCCAACACCGCGGAUUUUCCGACUCGGAAAUGUUCGAGGCUACGUCGUAUAAUGCUACGCCGCCGCUUGAGCCUUAUAGUACUGGUGGAUCCACAGCUAGUCAAGGGCGACGACCAUCUACACCGCUGGCUGAUCCGUUGUCGGCUGGUAAGGGCAGUCCUACUACGGAACGGUAUUUCGGACGUGGUGGCGUGCAAAAUCUUCGUAAGGAUAAGAAAGAGAAGAAGGACGACAAGGAGCGGAAGAAGUCGACUGGUCUACGCGGUAUUAGGGGUUUCGUCUAGCCAGGGGACUAGGUUUCGUUAUGAGCUGUUCGUAUUCGAGAAAAAUCAGGGCAAUAAACCUGAGAAAUACGGAUUCUCUUUACUUGAUUUUAUGGAUAAACUUGCUAAGUUCACGAUGUAGCAUUUUAUAGAUUGAUACCCUCAAAGUUAACUGAUUACAUGUCCGAAUAAAACAUACCGGCCUAGCAUGGUGUUAUGUCAGGUUAACACCGUCUUGUGUUACCAAAUCAUUCCGGGGCGUAGGCUAUUCAGGGUUAGGGUUGGGGUUAGUGUUUUUAGUGUCUGCCAACUCUUCGUGGGCAUUGUCAAUAUCGCUAUGACCGUCUCGGCGCACUUCGUAUUUGGAUAUAUGUAAUUUUGGAAUACGCAUGCCUUGUUGACCUUCACAUAUCUAUAUUAACGCAUUGCCCUUCUAUUGUUAUAUAACUAAAUGCCAGUUGGGUAUAGGGAUUCAGUUGUU
Molecule: messenger RNA, 3702 nt
Organism: Hypoxylon trugodes
Lineage: Eukaryota; Fungi; Ascomycota; Sordariomycetes; Xylariales; Hypoxylaceae
Product: Hamartin protein-domain-containing protein
Exons: 4
Coding region: 258-3242 (994 amino acids)
Biological process (GO): regulation of cell cycle; negative regulation of TOR signaling
Cellular component (GO): TSC1-TSC2 complex
Source: RefSeq, a predicted model, not a curated record